This is a messenger RNA of Planococcus citri (citrus mealybug), 4519 nucleotides long. RefSeq lists its product as uncharacterized. Gene Ontology annotation, molecular function: zinc ion binding; peptide binding; metalloaminopeptidase activity. Bases 493 to 4323 code for a protein of 1276 amino acids. Lineage: Eukaryota; Metazoa; Arthropoda; Insecta; Hemiptera; Pseudococcidae. The record is from RefSeq and is a predicted model, not a curated record. Gene Ontology annotation, biological process: proteolysis; peptide catabolic process. Gene Ontology annotation, cellular component: cytoplasm. The transcript is spliced from 14 exons.
UUUCUCUUCAAAAUACAAGGUUUUCUUUUCUCUUCCAACAGUUGUAUGUAUAUUUUGUGUUGCGUUAUUACGUAGUGAUUUCGAAGCUUCAGCGGUGAGUCUUCACAUUGGCACAAAUACAACAUGACCAUUGUAGUCUUACGCAUUGUGACGAUUUCUGACUAGAAUUUUGAGCGAAUUCAACACCACAGAUCGCACAUAAAACUGGCACUUUUCAAGUUUCAUUUACUCAUUGUAGGAUUUUUCUUCGUUUUUUUCUUUUCUUAUGAUUUAGUGAUUAAAUUUAAUAAAAUUACUCAGAACUCAUCAUUUAUUGCUUGCGAUUGUAUUUAGGACGGACAAUAUUAACGAUCAACAACGUAAAUUUUUACGAGUCCAAAAUUGGUGAUAAGGAUGGCUGAUUGUUUGGGUACGGGUCGGGGUCUAUGGUCGAGCUUCUGUGCUCGUUUGUUGUCACGUUUUAUGAAAUAUAAUAACGAGUUUUUUUAAUGAAUGAUGGUUAAAAUAAAAGAAGAAUCGUCUCCGAUGGAGGAAUGCGACGUGACGAGUGAUAAUCUCAUCAUGGAGCUCGGCGAAAGCAGUGUAGUCGACAUAGAAGCACUUCCUUCAAAAAUCAGAUCGUAUUUGAAGAUGGACCACGUUGAAUUUCCGGCUCCUUUACUGGAUUAUUGGAAAAAAGAAACUUCAACGCUUCCGAAACUUACUCAAUCGCUGUAUAUUGACGAAGAAACCUUUUUAGACACGUUGUUACACAUCAUUCUCCCAUUGCGUAAGGUCUGGCAACAGUUUUAUUCAGAAGGGAUGAAGGGGUGGCAAGUGAAACAGUGGCUGCCUAUUUGCUUGAGCAGUUACUUAAGUUUGAAAGUUAUAGCCAAGGAAUAUCUGAAAGAGCCAAACGGAUUAUUUUUUUCUUUAUUUGAAUUGUGGCCUUAUUCUGAGAAACGCUUUCAAGAAUUACUUCCUUACAAACCAAAGGAUCCUUAUCCUUAUGAUGAGCAGACUUUUUAUAGACCCAGUCAUGCAAGAGUCGUCAAACCGGAAAUGAAUUCUAUUUUAAAAGGAAUUCUAAUCAUUCACAUGCUGGAUGAUUACUUUGGUGAAAAAGUACAAAAAGGAAUUAUAAAAAUCAUGCGAGAGAAGUAUUCGGUGGACAGUUCGGAAAAAUUGUGGAAGAUUUUAAGUGAGGAUGGAUUUGAUGUAGCUGAAUUCGUCGAUUCGUAUAAGGUGCUGGGUGCAGACUUCCCCGUGAUAUCGACUCAUCUACAAAAUAAUACCGAUAUCAUUUUCGAGAACGAUGCCAGUUCUAGGUAUCCUAAAUUCCCUAUCACUGUCUGUACGAUGUCAGAUAGUGGAAACAAAGUAGAAAAAAUUAUGAUCGAAGGAGCAGCGACUGUACUUCCAUUUAAGGAGAAGGGAGCGAAGUGGAUUAAAGUCAACAGUUCCAAUGCGGGAUUAUAUGCUUUGAACUUUAACGGAGAUCUGAAGAAUAUUUGUUCGUUGCCAAUUUCCGAGCUCGAAAAAUUGAAUUCUGUCGACAGAGCCAGUGUGUUACUCAACCUCGAUUUCUCGACUAUAGAUGGUCUAAAGCUUGCUACGGAGUGCUUCGGAUUUUUAAAAGACGAAAAAGAUAUAAUACCGUUGGCUACAGGGUAUAGAAAAUUUCUGUAUAUAAAUCGGUUCUUGUACGGAACACAGAGCCACAAACUAUUUUUAUCCCAUAUCAAAUCGUUAUUCAAUGUAGAGGGAGAUAUCUUCGAUGAUGAAUUAAAUAAGGACGACGCGAAGCGGGCGUUUCAUUGCAUGAUGUUCCAUAUCGGAUGUUUCGUGGGAUCAGAACUAUGCCUGGAGAAGGCAAAACAGAUACUCCAGGCUUGGCUAGAAGAUGAUACUUCUAUACCUGUAGAUUUUCUUAAUUGUGCGUUCAUUUACGGAGCUAAAGGCUGUACAGCUUCCGGUGAAAAGAUACUAGAAAAAUACCUCAACGAAGAGGACGAAUUGAAAAAAAGGUUAUUGGCCCGUGCUCUAGGCACUUUGAAGGAGGCAGAUUUAGAAAUGUGCUUUACCAAAAUGAUCUUGACGGGAAAAAUGCCUCCUGACCAUGUGAUGAUUUUUUUUCGCGCGUGUGCGAAAGUCACGUCUUUUCAUCCUGCUUGGAAAUUUUUGAUAACAUCGCGUGAAAGUCUUAUCGAGCAGUUGAAAAUGGAUGUAUUCAUGUUGAUUAUUGGCGAAUUUGUACCGUCUAUGUAUCUGGAUGAACAUUUUGCCGAGCUUGACGACUUGCUGAGUGUUUCAAAUUACGAAGAAAAAAGAUGCAUAAUUGAAACUGCGAAGAAGAAAAAAGCAUUUAUCUCAGAAGAUGAACGGUUACAUGGACAGUCGGAGUAUUUCGUUGCAAAACGUGCGAAAUUGGACGAGCCCGCCAUUCCGGGCAGACUUCCCAAUCUAGAAGUAUCGAAGUUGAAAGAAACGACCUUAUGGGACACGUUGGAAUUUUUCCGAAAUUUGGAUGUAACAACAGUUUCUCGCAUUAACGCGUGGGAAAUCAUAAGAACGUUUUAUCAAUUCUCAUUUCGAGAUAGACUAUGCAUUUUUCGACCUCCUUGUUGGGGUAAAACAACCACAUUGCAUAUUUUAAAAUUGUACUAUUCAAAAGUGUUCGACAAGGAAACAUCUGAGGAAAAGAAAGAUGUUAUCCCGAUAGAUGUUUUCAAAGGUCGUCGAAGCUUUUUGUUUGACGAAAAACAAUUAGCUUUCUUUCAUGGCGCUGAAGAUGAGACAAUUCUUACCGAAAAGGUGAACAGACAUAAGGAAUCGUAUGUGUGUUUUCAUCUGGAUCUUUCCGUCGUCGUUAGCAGUACACUUUCCGAAAUCGAAAUUGAAAUCACCGACGCAGUUCAUAAAACGUUAGACACUUACAAAUCUUUUUUGUCUGAACACGUACGGUUUAAAAAAUGCAUAGAUCGAUCUUGUACUGAAACCGGUGACCACCUCAAUAUACUAAGGAGUGCCUUAGCAUACCUGAAGAACAAGAAGGAAUUUGGAUCGGCUGAUGGACUUUUAUUUAUCGACGGAAUAGAUUUGCCUCUUCAAAAAUUGCGGAACACCGAAGACAGAGAACAUAUCACAAAGUCGCUGGAGAGUUUAACAACACAUCUCGUUGCGGAUGGUUAUCGAAUUAUUUGCUUCGGCGUAUUUCCCAAAUUUUGUCGUGAAGCGAUAGGCGAAAGAGAGUGGAGACUCGGCAGUCUUGAUGAAGCAACUUUAAAACCAGUGUUUGGAUUGAAUCACGUCGAGGUAAUGAACGUGAACAACGAAGACGCUAAUUUAGCGGAAUUUGCCGGCGGUUAUACCUAUCCUGGAACGAAACAGUUUUCACAUUAUUGUAUGCAUUUACGGGAAAACAACGAGUCUGCGUUCGAAGAAUUUAGGUUGAGAUCCACAUCGUACUCCGUUAUUUGGGAAAGAUUUGGCAAAUCUAACGACCUUUGCAAGCUUUCGUUGAACCUCCUGGACAACGGUUAUGUUUUCGCAACCAAAAAAGGAUGGCCGUGGGAUCGGCGUUUACCAGAUUUUUUAUAUCACAGUGGCUUUGUUGUGAAGACGUGUGCCGGAAAUUUACCCCUUGAAGUGUGGCGCAAUGUAAAGAACGAUCGUGAAAAUCAAGCCGACCCAACGGAGUUGGUGUAUUAUAUAUUCCCCAAUGAAAUAAUGAAGAAUUCUCUGCGGAAUUUUCUUUGCUUACGAGCCAAACAUGAAUUCCCAGAAAGCGACGGUGAACUUAGCAUUACAGAAAUGAUACAGGAAUUAGCGAAGGAACCUAUAACUGACAUUCCAUCUCGGAUAUGUAAACUGUAUGAGCCUACGAAAAUUAACAGCGAAGAAGACUACGAAACGCAACUCCGGGCGAUACUUUCUGCUGCAUUGGAAGACAGGUUCAACGUCCACUGUCAAAUGCGAAGUGCAAGUCGUAUCGUAGACAUUGCUGUAUGUUCUAAAAAGGUGGCUAAAUCGCGUAAUUAUAUUAUCAUGAACUCGUGGUACAGCAUAACAUCAUCUGGACCUAAUGCGAAGCGAGAUCGACAUGAAGCAGAAUUGAAUGAUCUAUCUGAGGCAGCGGUGCAUCAAGUAAUAUGCCGAAAGUACCGCGGGAAUGUUGAAGAUAGUGGAAACACAAUUUUUAUGGGUGUUGGCAUAUCACAACAUGGUAUUUACUGUACAAUAACUACCUAUGAAAGUUGCGAAGGUUGUCAAUGUGAUAAACCAGAAGUACUCUGUGACAUUUUCAAAAAAACAAAAUUUGAACGCGUUUAUGGACUACUUUGAGAUAGUAUUUUGAUUUUGAAGGCAAUUAUGAUUGAAUUGAUUACACUAUGGAGCAGAUAUCGAACAUCCCUGAUUCCAUCCACUGGCCAUAUUCAGCAAUAUUAGCACACGUUACUUUUAGCGUGGAAGCUUCGUUUAGGAUCUAGUACUUGUGUUCAAUGUUGAACUAAUUGUGUAAAUUGUUUUUGUUCAUCUA